CACUUCACCAAGAAAACCACUUCUUAAAAUCAAGUUUUUUUUUUUAAUAAAAAAAAAAUGGCUUCCAACAAGGCUUUCUCUACUCUUGCUCUUUUCCUUACCUUUAACCUAAUUUUCUUCACAUUUGUUUCAGGUUGUGGAACUUGUCCUAAACCAAAACCAAAGCCUUCUUGUCCUCCACCUCCAUAUGUUCCAAAAAAGGAAACUUGCCCAAUUGAUACACUAAAAUUAGGUGUUUGUGCUAAUGUUCUUGGAUUAGUUAAUGUUGUUGUUGGUUCACCACCAGUGAAACCUUGUUGUAGUCUUAUUUCAGGACUUGCUGAUGUUGAAGCUGCUCUUUGUCUUUGUACUGCUAUUAAGGCUAAUGUUUUAGGCAUUAAUCUUAAUGUACCCGUCUCAUUGAGUUUGCUUCUUAAUGUUUGCUCCAAGAAAGCCCCUUCUGGCUUCCAAUGUCCUAAUUAAUUAAAUUAAAGAACAGUCCAGUACAUGAAGUAUCCUGCGCCUGCUCUGACUCAGGAUUCGAAAAAGAGUUAAAAAUUCAAAGUUUAUCUCAUUGUUUGUA
Molecule: messenger RNA, 562 nt
Organism: Nicotiana attenuata
Lineage: Eukaryota; Viridiplantae; Streptophyta; Magnoliopsida; Solanales; Solanaceae
Product: 14 kDa proline-rich protein DC2.15-like
Exons: 1
Coding region: 58-462 (134 amino acids)
Source: RefSeq, a predicted model, not a curated record